ACUAAGAGCUGAGCAGCAGAUCAGUGCUAACAUGGUCUCCUUGGAUAAAACUAUGUGGAUUCCAAUGCUACUCAUUUAUUCCCUGCCCGUUUCAGAUGCACUGUGGGCAAAGACACUUGUAAGAGGAGUUGUGGGGAAAAAUAUCACAAUCGCUUGUCACUAUGAAGCAUGGUACCGCUCACACACAAAAUACUGGUGUCACGGGUGGCGUCGCUGGUGUUCAAUUGUAGUGGAAACAAAUGGGCAACACGGACGGAGGGGAAGAGGGUCAAUCACAGAUAACCCGGAACGAGGAAUAUUUACUGUGACUGUGGAGGAUCUUCACUCUGGAGAUACAGGAUGGUACAGCUGUGGAAUUACUACAUCUGGCUUGGAUCCAAUGUUUAACGUUCAGCUCCAAGUAUCUGACGAACCUGUGUCUGUUCCUGUGCUUGGAUUUCUGUCACCAGCCAAUGUCCCCGAUGUCAGAGGCUCAGUGACAGUGUCCUGUAAGUCUGAGCGGGGAUCUCUUCCCAUUAGCUACACCUGGUAUGAAAAUACCUUAAAGAUCUCAAACAACAACAACCUGGAUCUACGUUGUCGAUCCUUCAAACAACAAAGCCAUCAAUAUUACUGCAAAGCCUCAAAUGAUAACGGGACAAAGUCCAGUGAAAUGGUCACUGUGGCAGUGUCUAACACCGGAGAGAAUUGCAGUUAUGUGGUGCAUUUCGGUAACAAUGAACGUAAAGUGACUGAACGAAUGAUGACUACACCGUUUGCAAGUACAGUAAAAAGAUCCAAUGAGAGUCAAAAUGACACCACCCGAUCCACCUGCACUGAAUGUUACAUGAUAUGGAAUGUGGGACGCUGGCUGUACUUCGCUCUGCUAGGGAUCUGCAGUAUCUCGGUCUCAUUGUUCACAAGUAUAAGGAAGGGACCCAAUGAACCGAAACCUCACAGCUUGCCGUAGAAGGCAGAAUGAAGAUCCACUGGUGAUAGUGACUGAGAAACACUCUCCAACAAGACCAAAUGAUCAUUAUUAUUUUGAAUUAAUUAAUUAAUUAAUUGAUUAAUACUUUAUUGUCACAUGUGACAAGUCACAGUGAAAUUCUUUGCUUGCUAACCCAAGGUAUGCAAAUAGUCGCCCAUAAAGGGCAUUGACAAAGUGUUUUUCAUUUUGCUUCCAUAAUAGACUGCACAGAAUUAAUUUUUCUUCUGUUAAAAUUAUUAACUUAGUUUACACAAUAUUCACUCAGUAAAGGUGCCAUCUAAACAAUGUUGCUAGCCUUUAUAGCAAUGACUUAUUAUUUUGUGUUGUGUAGCAUGACAUUGCAGUCAUGAGGAAUAAAUUGUAUUCAA
Molecule: messenger RNA, 1338 nt
Organism: Amblyraja radiata (thorny skate)
Lineage: Eukaryota; Metazoa; Chordata; Chondrichthyes; Rajiformes; Rajidae
Product: CXADR-like membrane protein
Exons: 6
Coding region: 32-949 (305 amino acids)
Cellular component (GO): plasma membrane
Molecular function (GO): transmembrane signaling receptor activity
Source: RefSeq, a predicted model, not a curated record